Molecule: messenger RNA, 7400 nt
Organism: Porites lobata
Lineage: Eukaryota; Metazoa; Cnidaria; Anthozoa; Scleractinia; Poritidae
Source: the annotation of a GenBank genome assembly
GGAGAACCGAAAGCAAUACAACAAUGUAAACAAACUCUUGAGUCGCGCUUAGGUGGUUGCUUGCCCUCCUCUGACAAAUUUAUCGUAUGAAUAUAGAUUACAUGGUGUAUGAUUACCACAGAACUUUGAAGGAGAAUCAGGAGGUAGAGAGCCACACUUAUAUCGGAAGAGCUUCGAAAAAUAUCGAUGACUGCCGCGGCAAACGUUUGUAAUGUCAGCGUGCAAGAAACCAUUCAUGGUGAGUUGUUCAUGUACAAGCUAUAUACAAACCUUCGCCAUUUUGAUUUUCGUUACAUCCAUUUGGGACUAAAGAACCAGUUCGCACAUGGAGUUAUACGUUUAAAAUAAGACCAAGGGAACCUGAAAAAUCGAAUAGAAUUUUAUUCGCGAAAUUACUUUGACGGCGAAACCGCCUUUGCCAUGUACAGUCAACCCUGUUUUGCGUAAGUGAACCAGACGUGUAUUCAUUGCGAAUAAGUUCAGCCUCGACUCUCUGUAAAAGAUAAUCAAUAAUAUAACUGGUCUAAACACACGUACACAUUGUGGUAAAUCAUGACUGAAGAUCAAACGUUGAUUUUUCGAGUGAGAAGCUCAUGGCUAAUUCUUCAAGUGGAAAUUCGAUUUGGCUAGCCAAAUUAAAAUUAAAAUCUGUUCUGAAAUUGCGCCGUUUCUCGUUUUUCCUCAAUUGUAAAAUACGUUCUAUGGUAAAAACAAGAAGGCCUAAGCGAAAAAUAAAAUAAUAUGCCGAGAUGGAAUCGUUGUUUUAUUGAUUUCUUUCAUGUAGUACACAAGGCAUUUUUCUGAAAGCAUUUAUUUUUAAAACAUCUGCAAUGCAAUUAGUUGAAGACAUUUCGGGGAUUCCCCCAAUGGUGACAUUAAUUUAGUUUCCAGUCUCCUUUGGGGUUGUUUCCGGUCGUCUUUAAUCUAAAAAUAAAUAAUCUUAAUUAAUUUGAUGUUAUAUUUAUAAUUUUAUAUAUACGUCGCCUCGUUCACAUUUUUACGCACUCCUUGCUCGGGUUGUAAAAGAUUAUACGGAGCUUUAUCCAACCAUGACGGAAAUAACAGUGGAAGCGUAACAACACCUUUUACGGAGAACGUAAAACAAACGAUGAAAAAUUUAUCUUUCUCAUUCUACUGCUGAACUUGGAUGCAUUGCCAAAGAUGACGUUUUGGUUGCCGUGGCUAUCGUGGUAAACUGAUCCACCAUUUGAUUUUUGUUUUCUUUCUUUUUAUUUUUUCUCUUACUCGUACUACCGCAAGGAUCAGUUUACUGUUUUUUUUAAAUUUGAUAUUGGAGAUUUUUCUGAUCCAGGUCUACCCAAGAUCCGCUGACCUCACUGUUUUGUUGCUGUGGUUUUACCUAUAUUUAAUAUUUUUUUUUACUUACAAUCCCUAUUGCACAUUUACUGCAUGCGACGAUAAUUGCAAAGGUGGGGCGAGCAACGGUGUUGAAUUUAGCAUCUUCUGUCUAUUUUAUUUUCAAAAGCCCCUCAUCCAACAACAAGUACACUCAGGGCAAGAAGAGCCCGCAUGGAGAUACUACACCAAUGCAGACAGCUGUCAGACGACAUUCGUUUUAGCCAAUCAAAUGGAUAUCCUGUAAAUCCGUGCGUAACACAGACUUCCUACCCCUUCCUGGUGGUGCAGUUUGUUGUCGCGGUCAAGGAUGAAGAAACGAACGAAAUCUGGGAUUGUAACGCGACACCAGACUUCCAUCAAAUUCUUAUCACGGUAGGAAGAGUGUAAACAGAUGGAGUUAACCCAAACAAUUUGUUUGACUAACCGUUUCAAACUUUAUCUAAAUGUCUGGUUUUACUGUUCUCAUUUACGAGAUAUGUAGCUAUAUGUUAAUUGCUCAAUACUGAGCAUUUGGAGCUGUUUCAAAGUGUAGCAACGAAGUCUACAAAGUAUCUGUAAUAUCUUUGGUGUAUCCUUGUCGACCAUGAGAAUUUGAGUGAUUUUGUGUCCGCCUGUUGCAAAAUAUUUGAAUCACUCAAACUUUCAUUUUGGAGCCAAACGAACGAAAAUCCAGAACGUUAAGAUACUUCCACGUUUCUUUAGUAUUCACACAACUUUUACGCUAUUCUUUGUGGGCACAAAGAAAGUGAAGUUCGCACUGAUAAAGAAGCGACCAUGACAUGAACUUUUAACAACAAGCAUGGUCUUUUCGGACUCGUCACUACGUUGGACCUUCCAAUUAACCCUCCCCUGGGCUAUUGACCUCCUCCUCCUCCGCCGCCCAGAUAUGUGGGUCUUCACGCUCGUUCGUAACAACAAAAAGUCAAAAGGGAAGUGUAUUUGACAAUUAUUAGAUAUGAAUUUCCUUUUUUAAAUACUUGAAUUCUUUCUUUCUUCUGUUUUACAGAGGGAUAGAAUGUUCAGGAUUGCACCGGAAGUAAGUGAACCUUGCUGCUUUGUGUUGUCUCAAAGCGUUGACUGCAGGAAAAAGCCUCUUCCGCCAUAUGCUGGAAAUCUAGUAUUUAUGUUGCCGGUGAGGCAUGAGAUGCCUUCUCACUACGCUGUUAGAAUUAAGCUGUGCAAAGGAGUAGACCCUCGUGAUUGCCAAGGUACUUUUACGCAACCAGAUAGUUACUUUAUAUUAAUCAGCGGUCAAGAACUCAAGGAGGACUGACUAAAAUCUUGUAAAACAUUUCAACAAGCCAGCUUUCCUUUUAAAAUAACACAGUGCGCUUAGAGCUUAGCUUUAGCCAGUCUUUACCAGGGGAAGAACUUGGUGCCAUGUGAGAAAAAGGGCGUUCCUGAUUGCUGAGCAGUUGGACGUAUUUUAAGAAAUUUGGGCCCCUAAAAACUUUUCCACUAAGAGUGAUGAAAAGUUCAAAACCCUUUUCGUUCUCCCGAAAAUUCUCCUUUUUAGGCUCUACCAAAUUACCAUACAGUGGAAUGGCCUCAAGACAGAAAGGGUUGUAAAAUGUGGUGGUUUUUUUGACAUGUGUGCUCAAUACACCAGCCCACGAAAUUUGGAUAGUUUUAAAGUAAAUCCUACCACUGAAAAGGGCUACAAGUUUAAGAUACGUAAGUUUCAAAGGCUGCUUACUGUACCAUACGUACCAGCUGCGAUAACAUUUUUUUGUUCUUUCUCUAGUUUUGGAUGAGCUUCAGUUCCUCAUUGAAUCACACAAAAGAGGCUCUAAACUGUACGACUUUCAGAGCGGAAGAACAAUCACAGAAGUGGAAAAGCCAGUGCCCAAAAUUCAGAUGCAAGGUAUACGGCAGUCCCCUUUGUUGGCUUUUGUUACCCCCGACCUUACCGGAAGGCACAAGAUCGCAUCGACUGAAACCAGGGGUUUGGUUGUAGGGUUUGCUGUAGUCUUUCUCCUCGGAAACCUCGUUACUAAAACAACCAUGUAUCACUGCUAUUCAAAUUUUGGGACAUGUACUGUAGUCUUGAACACAGAGUAGCUUGAGGGGCGCAGAACAUUAAGGGAAGGAAAGUUUCCCGCGUGACCCUCGUAUCCAACCCACUGUCGAUCCGAAGAUGUGUGAAUUAUCCCACACCCACCCCACCCCACUCCCUCACUUCCCCGUAAAAAAUGAUAUAAUACAGUACUUCAACAAAAAUAUUGUUUGAAUUAGGUGUUCUCGCUGGCGAAAUGGGCAAAGCCAUCAGGAUGCACUUUCAAAACCUCGGCGAUAACGGUUUGUAUAAACUAUUUUAAACUUGUUUUGCGUAUUCAGUCCAGGGAAGGCGAUUAUCGUAAGACCACUAUAACUCGCGAACUUUGGUAAGAAAUGGCAGACGUGUUUGAAACACUUGUAAUAAAAAAAAUACUACUGAGAUCAGAAUAGAUGAAAUACCGAAGGGGAUCUCCCCUGUGCGCUAUGUAUUACAAUGCUCUGUAUUCCGAUCAUGCUAGUUUUCUGGAAAUAAAGAAAAACAUCGAUGACAUUUUAUAGGUGAGUACAAUCAGUUCCUGAGAGAUCAAGGCAAACUUGUUGCGCAGGUAAACGGGAAAGUCAAGUAUCAGGAUCUCCUGUCAGCUGUUUUACUUGAGGUAAGAGAAUGAAUCGAGGCAAUGGAUGAUUUUUAUCAAACCUGGCUUUUAUCAGAGGAUUUGGUUUACUUGGAUAUCAAAUGAGUAUUUGAUGCCUCUCGGUGUUUGGAUAUCAGAUGAAACACUCAUUCUCGUGUUUGAUUUUCUCGAUGUUUUGAUAUCAAAUGAAACACUCUUAGUCGUGUUUGAUAUACCACUUUCCAUUAUCUGGAUAACAGAUAAAACUUUCCUUCUCUUGUUUGAUAUAUUACUACUCGUUGUUCGGAUAUCAGAUGAAACAUUCAUUUACGUGUUUGAUUUAUUUCUUCUCGGUGUUUGGAUAUCAAAUGAAACACUCCUUUUCGUGUUUGAUAUAAUACUUCUCAGUGUUUGGAUAUCAAAUGAAACACUCCUUUUCGUGUUUGAUUUAACCAUACUCGGGGUUUGGAUAUCCGACGAAACACUCAUUUUCGUGUUUGAUAUAAUACUUCUCGGUGUUUGGAUAUCAAAUGAAACACUCCUUAGCGCGUGUAAUACACUGAUAAUUCUCGGGGUUUUAUCAAAUGAGUAUUGGGCGCUUCUCGGUGUUUAGAGAUCAAAUAAAACACUCCUACUCGUGCCUGAUAGAUUACUUCGAGGUCUAUGGAUAUCAGGAUGUAACACCUGUUCUCGUGUUUAAUAGAUAACUUGAUAUGUACAUCAUGUUAUUUUCUUUCCUGAAGGAAGCGAUCGUAGAUUUUGGGCAAAACAAAAUGGAUGAUUGUCUGGCGAAGUGUUGGGAGGUCCAAGCUCAAGCAAUGCGUCAUAAUUCAGGAAACUGGCCGUUUCUUUUGACGAAAGCGUUUUACAUAAUCUCUGCUGUGUACCGGAAGGCAAAAGAAUUUGACAAAGCUGACGAAUAUAUGGAAAGAUCCUCUGAGGUAAUUACCUUAAAAAUUAAGUUGAUUUGUGGAAAAGCGUAUUAAAAGUUAGUUUUUCUUGUAAAGAAAUUUUUCAGUUUAAUGCCCAGAUAACACCACUAAAUAGUCGCACCCAGUAGUUCGCGAAACCUUGUGUGAGGUUUGGAACCAAUAGUGAACUGCCGUAACGGAGAGGUGUCGGCGUGUCCGCAUUAUGAAGAUGUUCAUAUUAAGAACUGGUUGGACCCAGGACUGUGCUUUAUUUUGGCGAAUCAAGCCGAGCCCAAAAAGGCUGAAGACAUAACAAGCCGAGUCCCUACCCUUCUGCUUCUAUGUCCAGAAAUACAGGCCAAUAAGAUGAGUGUACCUUGUUGUUGUAGUCAUAAAGUUUCCCCACGAAAAUAUUUGUCAUAUUCGAAGUGAUAUGAAAAAGGGGUUGGCAAUUAAGCUCCCACGAGUCUUCUGUAGCUCAAUGGUAGAGCAUCUGGACUAUUAAUUAACCAGGUCGUGGGUACAGCUCCUGUUGGUAGUACUCGGAUUGUUACUUUCGAGCCCGAGUUAGUGACUGAAAUAACAUCUUUGUCGGGGUUGGUAUUUCUUUAAAAAACACCGCGGUCCUUUUGAUUUUUCCUAAGUGUUUGGAGCCUGCUUUUUUGAGUGAAGAAACCGCUGUAAACAGAUACAACGCGGCUGCCCUAAUGGUGGAAAAAUCAACUACACGCGACCUGACACCUGAAGAAGAACGGGAAGUGGAGAGACUCUUUGAAGAGGUGGCGGGAAUUUGGUCGCAGCAGAGAGAGAACGAAACACUGAGAUGCGUGAUAAGGAGCUACAACAGAAUGAUCACUUAUUUUUUGAACACAUCUCACUCGGCGUUUCCAGAUCUGAGGUUCGUUUCGUUGAACUAUCAGUAAAAAAACACCUUGCAUUAAUAUAUCGUUUUAUAGUUCCCGCCCUCAGAAUAAAUGCUCUCCCUGUCUCCAAUAGCCUGUUGUAGGCUCCAAGAUAGUGGGGAAAGAGGAUCGGAAAAAACCCGCGUGAGGACUGUGAGAUUCUGGCACAGGCCUAGUCUCCAACAUAUCCUUGGCUUGAGCGAAGCGUUCAACGUUGAGUCCAAACAUUGACGAAUUUCAAGGAUGCACUGACAUGAAACGGACGUUUUUUCUCUUUGUAGGAAACUUGUCACUGAGGCGAAGCUUGCCAAAGCUGAUGAAGCCAUUCAAAAGUUCGAAAAAAACUUACUUCCUCAUUCUCCCAAGAGGUUGGAAGCCAAAUUCCUCAUCGGUAAAGCCGACUACUACAUUCGUCGAGCUACUAGGAAGAGAAUAGAUAUAACGCAACAUCAGCGAGCUACUGAUUUUCAGACAGGUACAUUAAACAUUUAUUUCUCUGUUAUGGACUGUAAAGGCAAAACCGUGUACUCCUUAGAAUAAGUGCUUGAGUAGCCCUGCUUUAAUGAAGUGGAUUAAGACUGCAUGUACAGUUCAAAGGAUAAAACCACUACCUUGUCAGUACAAUAUAAUAAGAAGCCCUUGUUCGGAUCUACAGAUCCAGUGAAACUAACGCUUAAUAGAUUUUCACCGUGCGUAGGUUUAAAAAGUUAAUUGAGAAGUACUCAAUCUACAGAUAGUGAGAUUUUCCACGGAAUUAAUCGCCUCUUAUAUCACUUCAUAUUAUAUUUUUUCAUCUAUAGCCACCACUGUCCUUGAAGACGCAAUGCGAAUAUCUCAGCAACUCGGAAUGCAGAAGGAGAUAGAUGGGAUACGAGACCGAAACGAAACCAUUCAAAAUCUCACUCAGAAUGGUUUAGAUUGGCUCAAUGAGCGACUACCGCAGAACCCACCACCUCCCCGUGACCCUCGGGAAGUGAACACCAAUGAUCUGGAUGAUUUGCUGCAGAACAUGUUCAUUCAAGAAAACGAAUAAGACGGGUUAUCGUUUGAGUACAAUAGUGACAAAAGCCGGUAAAUGAUGUAAGAGGAAUUUCUCGUGCGCUUAUUGUUCGAGAGCUACGCUCGAUGAGCGUAUAGACCACGGAAAUGAGAGGCUAGUGGCACAAUUUUUUUCCCUCUUUCUUACGCGCGAGAUUUCCGGGAAGCUUCAACGAAAAUUGAUGUUAAAAACUCUACAGUGAAACCACACUCGCCUGCGACCCGUGGUUUCCCUUCGAGUUUUGAUGUCAUUUCUUUGAUCGAUAAGAGUACAGAACAUGGAACAUUAUCGACGAUUUAUUAAUUCGAAUUAGUAGGUCUUAAAUGAAGUGAAAGACUAUGGAUUUUAUUGAGUGUAUGCAAUAUUCAUUCCGAACAAUGGAAUUCUGGGAAGAUGACAAUAUAUUUCUUUAUAGUCUGGACUGUUUAUGUUAAAUAUUUUCCUUCCCAGAAAACCGUUGAUUUGUACACCGUUUUUCUCGUGGCAACUGUGGCUUUUUCAGCCAUAGUUUACUAAAUAGAUUUAUUUUGUUAAAUAUUGUCGGUAGUAUAAUUAAACGGGCGUACAUUAUAAAGAA